Molecule: messenger RNA, 2029 nt
Organism: Selaginella moellendorffii
Lineage: Eukaryota; Viridiplantae; Streptophyta; Lycopodiopsida; Selaginellales; Selaginellaceae
Product: WD repeat-containing protein 91 homolog
Exons: 16
Coding region: 13-1830 (605 amino acids)
Molecular function (GO): protein binding
Source: RefSeq, a predicted model, not a curated record
UAGGGUUCUUGGAUGGACGAGCACAAGAAUGCCGAGGGGCUGGUUCGCGAAUUCCUCCUGUUUCGUGGAUUCACGCAGACGAUUCGCGCGUUCGAGGCGGAUCUCGCGGCGGAUGUGACGCAGGGCUACCAGGUCGAGAAGACAAUGCAGCUCGUGUUUGAUGUCUAUAUUCCGAGGUACCAGAUCGAGAAGCUCGCCGAGCUCAUGGAUUUCUUGAGCUUGUCGCUGUUUGCGCCGGGCGAUUCGCAUUGCCAAGCCACUGCGAGGAAGCUCCACACUGGAUUGAAGAGAUUCUACUUGGUUCAUGCGCUGCAAAAGGGGCGAAUGGAUCGUGUGCUGGAUUUCUUCAAGCAGUAUGGGGGCAAUCUCUUGAACGAAGGAGACGAUUGGCAAGCGUGGUUUGCUCUUCCUUACGUGAAAGAUCCAAGCUCCGACCCUCAGUUCCAAGUUUAUUUCUCCAAAGACUGGCUGGAGACUUUGAUGGUCUCGUUUCGCAAUUUUCUCUGCCAGUUUUUCGACGGUAUUCGAUUUCCUGCAUUGCUAAAGCUCAUCUCUAAGCGCUCGAACUAUAGAGAGAUCAAGCAGCAGUUGACUCAAAGUCGAGAGAAAUGCAGUUCUCUUGAAGCCGAGCUACAGGGAAAAGAGGAAGAGAUCAUAAUGCUUAAAGCAGCUCUGAAGAAUCAACUUACGACGUCGAUGGAGUCUAGUAGAUUGACCGACGGAGAUAUUGACAUCUCUUCAGUCGAGAAAACAUCGGACUUGGCUAACUCAUCAGAACUGUCCACAUCUCGGGAAUCUGGAUCUGUAGCCUUCGAACCUCUUACUGCUGAGAACGUGUUUUUACUUGAAGAUUUUACGGAAGUUACUGUCCGAUCUCAGGAAAGCUUCUCAGGCCAUACUAGUCCAAUAACCAGGUGUCGUUUUUCUCCAACGGGAUCCAAUAUUGCCAGUGCAUCAGUUGAUGGGACUGUCAGAAUAUGGACGUAUGAUUCGAGUGUUUCAACGUCGCGAAAUGCAACCAUCUACUGUGGUGCUGAAAUAAUGUCUCUGGAUUGGGAGCAUAAAUCGGGUCGUCUGCUGUUGCUUGGAACUUCAGAAGCUGGUAUCAAAGCUUGGAAUGUCGAUGCUAAGCGGGUUGUCUGUGAUCUUUCUUCAAACCAGGCUUUUCCAAGAGUUCUGGAUAUAAAGUGUAGUCCUACAGACCCGUUUUUCGUUUCCGCUGAAUGCACAAAUGCAGAUAAACUUGGACGUCGAUUUGGUUCUUUAUCAGUCUGGAACAUGAAGAACUGGAAGGCUUGGAAUUUGCUCCCACUUGGUGAAGAUCCACCAGUUGUGACCUCCAUUUGCUUCAACCACAACGGAAAAAUGGUAGCCGCUGCAGGAGAUGACGGAGUGAUCCGGCUCUUUGAUAUGAAUGGAUAUCUUCCAAUCACUGGCUGGCCAGCUCACGAUGGUUGUGCUAUAAACUGUGUCAGAUUUGGUACCAACCAGACUAGCAUCUUCACGAUGGGGUCAGAUGGCAAGGUGUUCGAAUGGAGUUUGCAUAAUCAAGGCCAAGUUCUUCAAUCAUACGAUGCAAGCAAGUUCACGAGUGCGGAUGGCUUAAAGUUGCCGCGGCACGAAAUGGCUCUGGCUUCUCAUGGGAACAGCUUGCUGCUGACUUCAAACAAUCUAUACGCACCUUUGAUCAAUUUUGGCAGAGGGAGGCCAAAAGCUUUAAAAAGCCUAGAACACAAGGGUCCAGUAACCUCAGUAGACUGGCACCCCCAUCUCGACACAUAUGUUACAGGAUCUGUGGAUCACUCCAUUCAUGUGACCUCUAUUGGAUAAGUCAGAGGAGAAGUUGUUUUGUGUUACUGGAUAAGGAACCUGGCAAUUGUGAUGCUGAGAUGUUCCGCCGAGUGGGACCACGCGGAGCUAAACUACAAACGGGAACAGAUUCCUGAUCGUGGUACAUGGCUGCUUUUUUUUCUUUAUGGUUUCCCUUUAACCCUUUUGCGUCGUCGAAUAAAACGCUGAUUGCCUGGUC